AUGAAAGAUACCGAAGGAAGCUGUCACUGCGGGGCGGUGAAACUGCGCAUCCACGGUGAAAUCAACGAGGAUACCAAAGCAGGUAUCUGUCACUGCAAGGACUGCCAGUUAUUCUCCGGAAGCUUAUUCGCGUACGCAGGUAAAGUAGACCGGGAGAACCUGCAAGUCGUCCAAGGUCAACCAAAGUCGUACAAGCAACCGACGGACACGAGCCUCUCCGGCAAGCAAGUCACCCGGCACUUCUGCGGGGACUGCGGCACCCCGCUGUGGGUCGAAUCCGACGCGACUCCCACCAUCUACGCCGUCAAGCUCGCGUUGUUCGCGAACAACUUCGCGCCCGGGAUUGAGAUCUUCUGGCAGAACGCGCAUGAUUGGGAGAAGCCGAUGGCCCCUCCCGAAUUGGUGUUCGAUACCUUGCCAGCCAUGCCUCCGACCGCUUGA
Molecule: messenger RNA, 441 nt
Organism: Fomitopsis serialis
Lineage: Eukaryota; Fungi; Basidiomycota; Agaricomycetes; Polyporales; Fomitopsidaceae
Product: Mss4-like protein
Exons: 4
Coding region: 1-441 (146 amino acids)
Molecular function (GO): carbon-sulfur lyase activity
Source: RefSeq, a predicted model, not a curated record